CUUUUUUAUGAAUGAUAGUAGAUUAAAAUACAGAACAUGGAUCAUAGCAAAAGAUCCAAAAAUCAAAUUAUUGAAAGACCUCUGAGUAAAGGAAGACAAGAAGUUUGUUUGAGUGUAUUUGCUUUACUAUUCAGUGAAAUGAUUCAAUAUUCUCAAGAUCGAGUGAAAUCUGUCGCUGAAUUACAGACGAAAUUGGCAGAUUUUGGACAUGUUGUCGGUUCCAAAAUGGUUGAUCUUCUGGUUGUUAGAGAUAAAGCGAGUAAAAGAGAAACGAAAGUUCUUAAUAUUUUACUUUUUAUAAAGGGAACACUAUGGAAAGCACUUUUUGGUAAAGAAGCAGACAAGCUUGAACAAGCCAGUGAUGAUGAUAAAACUUAUUAUAUAAUUGAAAAAGAACCAAUCAUAGCAAAGUACAUAUCUGUUCCUCGAGACAAGAGUUCACUCAAUUGUGCUGCUUUUGCUGCUGGAAUUGUAGAAGCUGUAUUAAAUGAUUCCAAUUUCCCUGCAAAGGUCACAACUCACUGGCACAAGGGAACAACAUUAAUGAUAAAGUUUGAUGAAAGUGUAAUAGCAAGAGACAAGGCCACAUGAUAACUUUAAAACAAAUUAAUUGAAAGCUAUCUCACUGUUUCUAAAUGAUACCUCUUUAUCUAUAAGAGGUGCCAUACGAUUCGCUAUUUCUGAUUUACUGAAUCUCAUACCAUUUCCUUUAUAAAACUAUAGAUGCGCCAAAAAAGCCUCAAAAGUUAUGUACUGAUACCUGAUAAACUAUAGUUCUUGGGAGAAGUCACAAAGGUACAUGCUUCUGAAAACAAAUAACUGGCUAACUAAUCAACAUGGACUGGUAACCGAACAAGAGGCCGUAGUUCGCCAUAUGGUUAAGCCGUCUUAUCGACUUUCCUUUCCCCCGGGAUAAGUAUGUAAAUCCUAUCCUAAUAUACUAAGUUAACUUCACCAUUCGGUUACGAGUGUGCGUAUGCAGCCUUCUUAAACCUAUAAUGACUACAUACGCCACGCCAUAUGUACUUGUGUAGACGCACUUCAAGAUUUUUAUUAUCGAUUAAAACUAUUUAUUGGAAUAAACUUCGACCAGAAGAAAUUAGACGUUUAUUGAGAAUAUUAGUAUAAAAAAAGUUAUUUUCUUCGCAUUAUGCAAAAUCCCAAUCCCUCUUGGUCUCCCGUUUAUUUCUUCCACUGAUGCAUAACAAUAUCAAACGAUGCUUUUAUUGUCAUCCAACCCGGAAAACUAAAUAUGAAAGUUAUAACGUUAUGUUUGUUUUCCAUUAUUAUCAAUUAAACCGAAUUAUUUUAUUUUUUCUUUGCUUCUAGCAAAUACUCCAUAUUAUCCUAUAAAUUCACUUUUGGCCGCAAUCGGCGUUAUGCGACGAGGAAUUUUACAGUAUCUAAAAUCUAAAUUUUAACUGGUAUUUAGUUGGGGUUGGUAAUGCUAAAUAUUUUUGCCAGAUCGAACACCUUGAAAAAUUGGUUCCAUUACAUUUGAACCCACGACAACUGCAACUGCAUGCCAUUGCACCUAUGGAAAUUUUUUUGGUUUUACGGAUAUUUGUACUCAUACUAACCUAACCCAUGGGUUUUAGCACCCGCAUAUUGAUUGAACCCGCGGAUAUACACAUGGGUUCAAAUGUACGGUCACCUGAAAAAUUUUGACUGGAGGAGGACAGACGUCGAUGGCUACUCAUUGUAAUGCUCCAGUUUGGCCGCUUCUACCGCGUAAUUUUAUUUUCUUCCAUUAGAACCCUUUUUCUUUCAGUUUGGGUGCUUUUUGCUCCGAACAAGACUAGAUAAAAUCAGUCACUGGUAUCGAACAAUAUCUCAAAGAAUCUCUCUACAGACUUACUUCGCUGUCGAAGUUAUCCAAGGAUUAUUGAUAGCAAGGCAGAAAAAGUCAGUUUUCGUUAAAUCGUUCAAGAAUAGAGUAGCAUUGUGUUGGAAAAGGCUUAUGUAAGAAUUCACGUCUUACUGCAAAUGCCGCAAAAUUGAAAAUUUUAAAGGGAGAGUCAUCUUCUCUGGUCGUUUAUUUUUUUAACAAGUUGCUGUUUUUAUUGUUCAUUGUAUAUUUGGUAUCGAAGGUAGGGCUGGGAUUGGUGAACCGAUUUUAGAUGGUUAACGGUUACGAUUUAUUUUACCCGUUAACUGACAUCUUAGGUCGGUGGUUCCCAAACUGGGGUACGUGAAGCACUUUCGGAGGGUUCGUGAAACAAAUCUGUAAUAUGGCUAAUAGCUUGAUAAUACAAAAAUUGAGUGCUUAAACUUGCAAAAACAUAUUUGUUGCUUCGCAAUCACCGCUGGAGACGCUGACUCUUCACUUUGUUUCGAUCACGCUGCCCCAUUAUGAUGUCACAGAGCCAUGGGUCCGUGAUAUCACAGAGAGAGUUCGCCACCACAAGUUUACUAACUGCUGACGCUGGUCUUUUGCACGUUUACCAAAUAUCGAAACAGACUGGGUGUCACACAUAUCAAUAGAGUUGCGCUUUAUAUUCUUUUGUUGGUUUUACUAUACGGCGCAUUGAUUUUUGUUGUGAACUUUUAAUGUUUUGUUUAGGUGCACAAGGCCGGAUAUCAUUAAAAUAUUGCAAGGGG
Messenger RNA from Styela clava, 2601 nucleotides. RefSeq names its product trafficking protein particle complex subunit 5-like. Gene Ontology annotation, biological process: endoplasmic reticulum to Golgi vesicle-mediated transport. NCBI's taxonomy places the organism in Eukaryota, Metazoa, Chordata, Ascidiacea, Stolidobranchia, Styelidae. The record is from RefSeq and is a predicted model, not a curated record. Gene Ontology annotation, cellular component: TRAPPI protein complex; TRAPPII protein complex; TRAPPIII protein complex.